AUGCCAAUUAUGGAAUUCGAUCCUUUCACUUCCCCAUCAGCAACCCCAGGAUUCCUUACUCAUCAGACAGAUCUUCUUCUAUUAAGCGCCGCAGCUAAGUUUGCUCGUAAAAUAAUCAACACACCAAUAUUCGCAACACUAUCGCCAGUUGAUACAGUACAAGGCCCAAGUAUACAAACAGAUGCGGAUUUUGAGGCAUGGGUUCGUUCGACUAUUGGAACGACAUUUCAUCCAAGUGGCACUACCUCUAUGAUGAAGAGACAAUAUGGAGGAGUUGUGGAUUCCAGUUAA
Molecule: messenger RNA, 291 nt
Organism: Botrytis sinoallii
Lineage: Eukaryota; Fungi; Ascomycota; Leotiomycetes; Helotiales; Sclerotiniaceae
Exons: 1
Coding region: 1-291 (96 amino acids)
Biological process (GO): secondary metabolite biosynthetic process
Molecular function (GO): flavin adenine dinucleotide binding; oxidoreductase activity, acting on CH-OH group of donors
Source: RefSeq, a predicted model, not a curated record